Molecule: messenger RNA, 1728 nt
Organism: Parastagonospora nodorum SN15
Lineage: Eukaryota; Fungi; Ascomycota; Dothideomycetes; Pleosporales; Phaeosphaeriaceae
Exons: 5
Coding region: 1-1728 (575 amino acids)
Cellular component (GO): nucleus
Molecular function (GO): poly(A) RNA polymerase activity; RNA binding
Source: RefSeq, a predicted model, not a curated record
AUGGACGAGCCGAAGAAGCCCAAGUGGGGAAUCACGCACUCCAUCUCAGAGGCGCCGCCCACUGAGGCAGACAACAAACUCAACGACAACCUCAUCGAGACGCUGACUCGUCUGAAUGUCUUCGAGACGCUCGAAGGCAACAAGCGCCGAGAAGAAGUGCUGGCUCACGUGCAGAAAGUCGUCGAGGAGUUUGUCCGCCGCGCCGGCAAGCUCAAGGGCAUUGCGCAGUCUACGCUGGACGUUGCGGGCGGUAAGAUCUUCUUCUUCGGCAGCUACGCCCUCGGUGUCCACGGCCCAACGUCCGACAUCGACACCCUCAUCGUCGUGCCCAAGCAUGUCUUUAUCGAGGACUUCUUCAAGAUCUUCCCGUCCAUCUUCCGGGAGCUGUCCAACGCAGAAGACAUCAGCGAGCUCGUGCCCGUCGAGGAUGCCUACGUGCCCAUCAUCAAGAUGGAGUACCGCGGCGUGAGCCUGGAUCUGCUCUUUGCGUCUAUGCCCACCAUGUCUUCGGUGCCCAAGGAGCUGGAGACGGUCGACAAGUCGGUGCUUCGCCAUCUGGAAGAGACGACCAUUCGUAGCGUGAACGGCACUCGGGUUGUCAAGGAGUUGCUCUCGUCGGUACCACAGCGCCGCCACUUCCGAUAUGCGCUGCGCGCUGUCAAGCUCUGGGCAAACCGGCGCGCGAUAUAUGGCGCGGUUUUUGGCUACCCAGGCGGUAUCGCAUGGGCUAUCAUGGUUGCGCGCAUAUGCCAGCUCUACCCCAUGGCCUGCGGAGCGACCAUCUUGUCCAAGUUCUUCAACCUCAUGCACAAAUGGCAGUGGCCAAGGCCCGUCAUGCUGAAGGAGCAUGAGCUGCCCGAGUUUGGACUCCGCGUGUGGAAUCCUGCACACCAGUCAUAUCCUCCUGACGCACGCCAUCUCAUGCCCGUCAUAACGCCCGCAUUCCCUGCCAUGUGCUCCACCCACACCGUCACGACCUCGACCAAGCAGAUAAUGAUGGAAGAGUUCCAGCGAGCCGACAAGAUUGUGCGCGAUGUGUUCAACGGUCAGGGUACUUGGGAGGCCUUGUUCAACAACCACUCGUUCUUCACGCAGGAUCACAAAUACUAUUUGAGUGUCAUCGCAGCCAGUCGGACCAAGGAAGCAGACUUGACGUUCCACGGACUGGUACAAUCCAAAGUGCGUCUGCUCGUAGCAGGCAUCGACGAUGGCCAGACUGGUAUCGACAUGGCACGGCCGUUUCCUGAGGGCUUUGAGAGGGUGCAUAGAUGCAAGAAUGAGGAUGAAGUCGAAGCUGUCACCAAAGGCAGUCUUGACUAUAUGAUACCUGUUUCCCAAGUACCCGCUGCGGGCACUACGGAGGAUCACAUCAUCUACACCAUGACCUUCUAUAUCGGGUUGAGGUUGCCCAAAGAACGCAGCACCCUGGACAUCUCCUACAUAACGAAUCACUUCCGCUCCAAAAUCACAGAGUCGAAGCUGUACGACGAAGGAACGAUGUCUGUCAAAGUAGUACACACCCGCAACACCGCGCUCCCCGACGAUCUCUUCAAGCCCGGCGAGGUCCGACCAGCGAAGGCGAAGUCGACAAAGGACAAGAAGAAGAGCAAGGGUGGUGCUAAGCGCCCUCACACUGAAACGGGAUUCCCAGACAGCGAACAGCAAGCAGCAAAGCGUCGACAGACCGAGCCUGCCGCCAAUGGGGUGGUUCCUCCGACGGCGGCAUAG